Molecule: messenger RNA, 1366 nt
Organism: Xyrauchen texanus (razorback sucker)
Lineage: Eukaryota; Metazoa; Chordata; Actinopteri; Cypriniformes; Catostomidae
Product: golgin subfamily A member 7-like
Exons: 6
Coding region: 52-483 (143 amino acids)
Biological process (GO): protein targeting to membrane; Golgi to plasma membrane protein transport; peptidyl-L-cysteine S-palmitoylation
Cellular component (GO): Golgi stack; palmitoyltransferase complex
Source: RefSeq, a predicted model, not a curated record
GUUUAGAGGAGUACAGGAGGUUGAAUAACAGGAAGAGCAGCAGGAGCCACUAUGGCGGAGACGCACAGCUUGCAGGACCUCCGGCAAGCAGCCGUCGCCUCCAAGGUAUUCGUUCAGAGAGACUACACCUCUGGGACCAUCUGCAAGUUUCAGACCAAGUUCCCCUCAGAGCUGGAGAGCAGGAUUGACAAGCAGCAGUUUGAAGAGACUAUGCAGACCCUGAAUAAUCUAUUUGCAGAGGCAGAGAAGCUUGGAGGCCGGUCAUAUCUGGAAGGCUGUCUGGCCUGUCUAACUGCAUACUCAAUCUUCCUCUGUAUGGAAACCCACUAUGAAAAAGUGCUGAAAAAGAUCGGCAAGUACAUCCAGGAGCAGAAUGAGAAAAUGUAUGCUCCUCUUGGGCUUCUCCUCACGGAUCCCAUAGAAAGAGGGCUCAGAGUUGUGGAGAUCACUAUUUUUGAGGAUAGAAGUAUUGGCUCAAGAUAAAACACACCACAGGAUCAUGUGUGGAACAUGAUUAUUGGCCUGCUGGACUCAACCUGCAUCUCCAUAACAUACCAGACCUGAUUGUGCUAAACUGAAGAUAGUGUAUGUUGUUUAUUUUCAGCUUAUUCCUUAAUUUUUAUUUUUUAUAGAGGGAGAGAGUAAUAUUUAUAAGUACCUUACCCAAAUUCUCCAAAUCAGCUGUCCCUCAGUUAGCAGCUCUCCAGUGUCUUAACUGAAUUAUUUUAAUUUUGUGUUGUGCCUUUAUUUUAUAAGGCUGUGCUUAAGAUUAUUUCUCUAGAACUCAUAUAUAUAUAUAUAUAUAUAUAUAUAUAUAUAUAUAUACAUAUACACACACACACUUCUCAAUUGAGAAGUGUAGAUUUAAGUGCACAAUGUUCAUUCACAAUGCUGUUGCAUAAUGAUUGUUUGGAUGUUCUGUGAUUUCUGCGUUCUUGUACUUGUUAAAACUGUUAUUCUAACAAUAAUAAAGAUGCUUCAGUUUUGUGUACAUGGAAAUAAAAUGGAUUCUGUAUUUAAUGAUUUUUAGUAAAAAUCUGUUGAAUUUAUCAUUGUUCCAUUUCAUAGUGCCCCUCUACACAAUACUGUUUGCUUUCUAUUCCAUGCAUUUUAAACACUACAUUUUAUUAUAUUUACAAGUGGACUUCUGUACUUUUAUUGGGGUCUGCGAUAUAGUCCUUAUUACACAUAAAUGCCAUAAACACCUUGGUUGCAUUUAAUAUUGCAUACCCUUGUAUUUUCUAACUGCUGUCAGUUCAGCCUUUUUCUUGUGUAAAUCCUGUUAUCAGUGUUGUAUCAAUGUCUUUUUGAAAAAAAAAAUUGACACCUAUUUAAGCUAUGUAUAUUCCAAUAAAGGUUUUCAUGA